Messenger RNA from Planococcus citri (citrus mealybug), 764 nucleotides. RefSeq names its product small ribonucleoprotein particle protein SmD3 (gene SmD3). NCBI's taxonomy places the organism in Eukaryota, Metazoa, Arthropoda, Insecta, Hemiptera, Pseudococcidae. Gene Ontology annotation, molecular function: RNA binding. The transcript is spliced from 3 exons. Gene Ontology annotation, cellular component: U12-type spliceosomal complex; U2 snRNP; U4 snRNP. Bases 204 to 590 code for a protein of 128 amino acids. The record is from RefSeq and is a predicted model, not a curated record. Gene Ontology annotation, biological process: RNA processing; spliceosomal snRNP assembly.
UCCCUAGUGUGACUCGUUACCCUUAGCGAAUCACCGAAAUCCAACAAACAAAAAAAUGUUGUGUUUUUCGCGAAACAGAAGAAAACCGAAAUUGAUUUUAACGUUUUGCAAAGCUUUUUUGUAAAAUACUUAUGUAAAAACUGUGUUAUAUAAAAUAAAACAACCUUUUUUUUGUUGAAAGAUCAUCCAUUUAAAAAAACACCAUGUCGAUCGGCGUUCCCAUCAAGUUAUUACACGAAUCCGAAGGACAUAUCGUGACUUGUGAAACCAUCACCGGCGAAAUAUUUCGAGGUAAACUAAUCGAAGCCGAAGAUAACAUGAACUGCAAUAUGUCCGGCGUUCAUGUAACUUAUCGCGAUGGCAGUACGAAUAAUUUAGAAAAUGUUUACAUUAGAGGUAGCAAAAUAAGAUUCUUCAUAUUGCCCGAUAUGUUGAAAAAUGCUCCCAUGUUCAAAAAGACGGGCCCUAAGACGGCGGGCGCAUCUAGAGGGAAAUCUGGUAUUCUGCGUGCUCAAGCUGCUCGAGGAAGAGGCAGAGGUGGUAUAGGUCAGCAACGUACCGGAACUUGGGCUGGAACCCAGCGUAAAUAGUCGAAACUUCUCAUUUAUUUGUAUAUAAUAUUCGAAGAUGUAUUGUAAGCAUGAAUUGUAUUUUUAAAAUUUUCCAUUUUAAUUUAAAAUAUUAAAAAAACCACUGUAUUCUAAGUUUAUACGAAAGAAAGCGAGACGCAUUUUACAAUAAAAUGUAUUUUGUUACAGUAAAAA